AUGGUGGCGGCAGGGAAUGCAAUUGCCAAGCACGAGCAGUACAAGCGGGUGUUCGCCCACUUCGACGAGGACGGCGACGGGAAAAUAUCUGGCUCGGAGCUGCGCCGGUGCGUGGCGGCGAUCGGCAGCAGCGGCGGAGGAGGAGGAGGGAGAGUAGGGGAGCUGACGGAGGAGGAGGCGGAGGCGGCGGUGGGGUUCUCUGACUCGGACGGCGACGGGCUGCUGGAUUUGGAGGAUUUCGUGAGGCUGGUGGAGGCAGGGGAGGAGGAGGAGCGGGUCAAGGAUUUGAAGGAGGCCUUCAACAUGUAUGCGGCGGGAGCCGCCGCCGGGGCAGGGGACGGCGGAAUGAUAACGCCGAGGAGCUUGAAGAGGAUGUUGAGCCGGCUGGGAAUGCGGCGCAGCGCAACGGAGUGUGGGGUUAUGAUCGCCGAGUUCGAUCUCGACGGCGACGGCGCGUUGGAUUUCGACGAGUUUAAGGUCAUGAUGUCGUGA
Molecule: messenger RNA, 492 nt
Organism: Linum tenue
Lineage: Eukaryota; Viridiplantae; Streptophyta; Magnoliopsida; Malpighiales; Linaceae
Source: the annotation of a GenBank genome assembly